UGGGUUUAAGUGCAGCUAUCAGGUCUUUUCUUCUCGCGCGCUCCGCGGUGCGCACAGACUGAGGAGAAAAUCAAAGAGGAGGUCCACCUUCCCAUGCGAUGUGCAGCAGCUUCAACAUCUGUGAAGUGGCUGCCUCACCCGGUCGGACCGGAGGCCGUCUGGUCUCCGACCUGGUCUCUGGAGUGUCCAGGGGAGACUCGACGCGCUCUGUCGGGGCCAGGCUGUGCGCCUCUCGGAUCUCCCCGGAGCCGGCGCGGGCUCUCGCCAUGGAGAUGAUGGAGGGGAACGUUAUGGACAAGCUGGAGGACAUGUCAUCCGUGUACGACUUCGACCCGAUUACCGGCAACAUUCCGGCCACUAAAGUGGAGAUCACCGUCUCCUGCAGAAACCUGCUGGAUAAAGACACCUUCUCAAAGUCUGAUCCAAUGUGUGUACUUUACACGCAGGGUGUUGAAACCAAACAGUGGCGAGAGUUUGGAAGGACAGAGGUGAUAGACAACACCCUGAACCCCGACUUUGUUAGGAAGUACAUCUUGGACUACUUUUUUGAGGAGAAACAAAAUCUUCGCUUUGACUUGUACGAUGUUGACUCUAAAAGCCCAGACCUGUCCAAACAUCCCGCAGAACUCAAUGACUUUUUAGGUCAGAUGUUCUGCACUCUCGGGGAGAUUGUUGGAUCACCAGCCAGUCGACUUGAAAAACCACUGGGGGGGAUCACUGGGAAGAAAUGCGGCACAAUCAUCCUGACAGCAGAAGAGCUCAGCAACUGUCGAGACAGUGCCACAAUGCAGUUCUGUGCCAACAAGCUGGACAAAAAGGACUUUUUUGGCAAGUCUGAUCCUUUCAUGGUUUUCUACAGAAGCAAUGAGGAUGGAACGUUUACUAUCUGCCACAAAACAGAGGUGGUGAAGAACACAUUAAAUCCAGUAUGGCAGCCCUUUACCAUCCCAGUGAGAGCACUCUGCAAUGGGGACUAUGACAGAACAAUCAAAGUAGAGGUGUAUGACUGGGACCGGGAUGGCAGCCAUGACUUCAUUGGGGAUUUCACUACCAGCUAUAGAGAGCUAGCUCGAGGGCAGAGUCAAUUCAACGUGUACGAGGUGAUCAAUACGAAGAAGAAAAUGAAGAAAAAGAAGUAUGUUAACUCAGGAACAGUGACUCUUCUCUCAUUCUCUGUUGAGUCAGAGUUCACCUUCCUAGAUUACAUCAAGGGAGGGACACAGAUCAAUUUCACUGUGGCAAUAGAUUUCACAGCAUCUAAUGGUAAUCCCUCCCAGUCUACAUCUCUACACUACAUGAACCCCUACCAACUCAACGCCUACGCCAUGGCCCUGAAAGCUGUGGGUGAAAUAAUUCAGGACUACGACAGCGACAAGAUGUUUCCAGCUCUAGGCUUUGGAGCAAAACUGCCUCCUGAUGGGAGAGUGUCUCACGAGUUCCCACUGAAUGGAAACAUGGAAAAUCCUUAUUGCAAUGGUAUUGAAGGAAUCCUAGAGGCGUACCAUCAAAGUCUGAAGACAGUGCAAUUAUACGGUCCAACAAACUUUGCUCCUGUGGUGAACCAUGUUGCCAGAUAUGCAGCAGCGGUGCAGGACGGCUCUCAGUACUUUGUCCUCCUAAUCAUCACAGAUGGUGUCAUUUCAGACAUGGCCCAGACCAAAGAAGCCAUCGUAAAUGCUGCCAAGCUUCCUAUGUCCAUCAUCAUUGUAGGAGUGGGUCAAGCUGAGUUUGACGCUAUGGUGGAGCUUGAUGGUGACGACAUAAGAAUCUCAUCCCGAGGGAAACUGGCAGAGAGAGACAUUGUACAGUUUGUUCCUUUUAGAGAUUACAUGGACCGGACAGGAAACCACGUGUUAAGCAUGGCACGGCUCGCCAAGGACGUGCUGGCAGAAAUCCCAGAUCAGUUUAUUUCCUACAUGAAGAGCAGAGGAAUUAAACCCAACCCUGCGCCGCCACCAUACACUCCGCCUGGACACACACACCACCACACACAAAUCUGAGGCCCUUCUUUUAGAGUUUCACUGAGGACAGAUAGCAUGCAGCAGACACUCAGAGUUCAGUGGGAACUCUCUACCUCCUGAUUUAAGUAUUUAAUUUAUAUUUUUUGCUGUGAACAGAAGACCAAGAAAUGGGUGUAAAAUGUCGUGCUGAACCCUCCCAUUGAGUGCAGAAACAGCUGUUUUUUCUUUUAAUUUUUUGGUAUGGUUUUGUUUCUGCUGUGAUACAUUUCUUUGUAGUUUCUCUUCAGGAGAUGCUGACCCAACUUUUUCAGGACUUGUUGCUGAAAGCCUUUCAGGCUGUGACUGUUUCAUGUCUUUUGAUAGCAGGUUGAUUCAAAGAGGUCAUGUAGUGGUUAAACCUUGUGCCUGUCUGUGCGUGUUUCUCUAAGUGUAUCAGGACAUGUGAACUUGACCCAAACCCUGCUAGUCAAUCAUCAGUGUGGCCUAAUGCAGUAAUAUUUUUUAGCCACCUUUUCCUUCUCAAAAUAGUUUUUAUAUCGGGGAUAUAUCUCCAUUUCUGAUAACAUGACAGUACCAGUGCUUUCCAAACGACACCGCCUCCUUUCCUCUUUAAUACUAAAUGUUUGUAUGAGCAUGUCGUAUGAGAUUUAUCAGCUUUUUUUCUUCUUUUUUUUUGAGUGGCAUGAAAAUUGAAUACAUUUGAUUUUUAACGAAAGACAUCUAAUCAAUUUUGUAUUCACUACCAAUUAUUUUUGAGCCACUAAAUAUAAAAGAUAGCACAGCAGCUACAAUGACUGUACCAGAGUGGUUGUGUACUUGUUGGAAUGCUGCUAAUCGUUUACUUUUAGGAAGCAUUCUUCCUUAACAACUAUUUCACUCCACCACCAUCUUUUAAUAUAAAAUAUAGCAUUAGUUUGGAAAAAACUGUUUGCUAUGACACUAUUUGUAGAUGGUUCAUUGAAAAACCCAGUAUUUAUACAAAGGUGUGUAAAGGGCCAGUCCAAGGCAGAUGCAAACUAAACGGCUGCUUAGAGCCACAAUAAUCAAGCGUGCCUCAAGAACAGUUGAAUUCCCAUGCAGAGCAUUUAUCUUAAUUCCUCUGUUCUAUUUCUUCACACUGAACAUAAGUUAAAAUAUUUUACAAUGGGGAUACUUUCCACCACAAACUGUUCCAGUAGUUAUUCAGUAGUUUCUUAAUUAUAUUACAUUUUAAAACAAAAUGGUAACAUUUUUUUAAACUUCAACAAAAUCAGUAAAUACAUUAAUACCAGGCUCACACUGAAUGCAGUGUAACUGCUGUGCAGGUGCAGGGAACCCAAAUCAUUUAAACCAUUGUGUACAUUGACAUCAGCAAUAGGAUAUCCUUUUAGCAAUAAGAAAGUUUGGCCGGAUGCAGCAGCAGGUUUCUGCAUCAAGCUCCUGAUUUUUACAAGCCAUAAAGCCGGACGCCAGACAGAAAAAACUUCAGGAGAAUUUCAGAAUAAAAUUAACCCAGCAACCUAGAUUGUCAAAUAGCCCCAUCAAAGACAUAUUUAUGCACACCAAUAAUGAGUUUUGUUGGAAGAGUUCAUUUUUUUCCCUCUUAAGCGCCAUUUCUGCAGCUGGACCGGCUGAUUUCAACAUGAGAGACUUUUUGCAACAUACCUGCACUGCAGCUGCAAGAUGUUCAGUGUGAGCCCCACAUAAGGACCUGGUCUCCAGAAGGUUUGCGCAUCUUCAAAAAGAUGCAAACGGGUUCCAAUGCUUAGAGCAGAUCCCAAGAGCAGAAGGUGAAAAGUGAUUUGUAUAGCAAUUCAGCAGAAAGCGUCUGCAAAUCUGUUAUUGAGUGUGUGCCUUCUUUAGUAUGCAGAUCUUAAUUUAAUGACCAGACCACAAUAAUUUAUGGGUGGAGGAUAUGCAAAUGUGAACAUUUACCAUGUGUAAAGUGGUUUCCAAAUCUGAAUCUCAACUGCAGCAGCUGUUUUGGCUUCUCAUUUAGCAUUUCUGAAAGUAAGGUGCAAAACUUUCGUGGUCAUUGUGGCCACAAAGGAGGAUGACAGAGGAUGGAGAGAGAUUCACUGUACUUUAAAACAUAUUAGGACCAUCUGAAAAAGUUGAAUAAUAUUAGAGAAGAAAAAAUUUCCACACAAGCCGGCACAAAGUAAUGCAACAGGACAGCAGAGAAUCUAUAUACAAUUUAACCAAAGAAAAAAAAUCUAAUUUAAUGUUGUGGUAUGUUUCUAAAAGAAAAUAAGAUAUUAGGAGCCACCAGAGAACAUCCAUCACAGAGCCUGUAAAUAGACAUGGGGGCGGCAUGACUGAAAGUGUGCAUCUCUUACGUGAGGCAAGAGGGAUUUUUGUCUCCCUUAAUGUUCUUUAACAGGCUCAUGUUUUAUGAAAUUAUUAUACUUUUCCUAGUUUUGCAUUAUGCAGGGUCAGGCUGCUGUUGAGAGGAGCUAGUGGGGACACAUUAAACUGUUUAGGGUGUAUUCUAGUGUAAAACAGGCUACAACUCCUCCUUUUUCAAGGUGGGUUAGGAAGGUCAAUCAGCAGACAAAGAUAAAUUUCUCAUAAAUUAUGAUCUUUAUUUUGAACUUAUACUUUAGUUUUUGCAUCUUUUUUUUUUUACUUUAGUACAUAGCUCUUUCAGAUAGGCUACUUUUGUGAAAUACACUACAUCAUAUACCGGUAUAUACUUUUUUUCAUUGUUAAUAUUUAAAUAAUUAAAUCGAAAGGCAUCCUUCUUUAAGAUCACUCUCGAAGUGGUGGGAUCCGAUGCAGUCUGCUCAUUUUCAUAAUGCAGAGCAAAACUCAUCUGCAUGUCUUAAAAAUUACACAGGAAUCUUUUUUGAUCACCUGUAACACGCCCACUUAUUGUUCGCACGACAAAAUUUACAUAUGCAUUUUAGCAUCCACUAUUUAGAAUCUUUGAAGAUCAGGCCCAAUAUGUAUAUGGGUGCCAAAAAAUAUCUGUUUGUAUAGUAACUAUUUAAAACAGUCCUUUCUGCAUCCGUUUCUGAGAUGGGAUCAUAUGUUGUGUCACAACAGGGAUAUUUUCCAAAUGUUAGCAAAGAGGUCCUCUAAGGUUGGUUAAAUUAAGAGCAUAGCUCCCUCCUCAUUAUUUAUUAUGAAGUUUGAGAGUUCCCUGACUGUUAAUUGAAAAGAAACUUCAACUGUGAAAUAUAGGAGGUUCACGUCAUGCAGAACCUAACUACAACCUGGGUCCAGUUUGGAGGAGAACAACAGCAGCUGUUUCUUUUCGCAUCGCUUCCAUAAACACUUCACCUCAAAAUUACUUGCAUGUCCUGCUUGCUAGGAGACUGACACAAAGCAGCGAAUCUUUCCAGCUGCUGUUCAAGUGCAAAAUCUAUUUUUAAGCUGUCAAAGGGAUCCUUCAACCCUUUGUUAUGGCAGUGAGGAGCAAAGAGCUCUAGCUGGAGGCUUCAGAGCUAGUUCUUUCUCAUAGGAUUUUUGAUAUUUUAUAAAACUUUAGGCUCAACCUAAAGAAAAAACAAAAAGGAACCUGUGACUUUAAAGCCCAAGUGUGAUCAACAGUGGUCAUAAGGGAAACAGUACUUUGGAUUUCUUCUAUUUGUUAAUCAAAAUAUGCACAUGGGGAGCAUAAAUGUGCCAUCUAAACACCAUUUACAGACAAUAACAAUAACAUUCAGUUAAAAAAGAUGUAUUACUAACUUAUCUAAAUUUAAAAAUAUUCAGUCAUCACUCCCAGAAGUUGCAGACCCCUGAUCUUCAGCUAUCCCUCACACUAAGCAUGCAUGCAGCAACAGUAGAGAGGAAAACUCCCUUUUAACAGGAAGAAACCUCCAGCAGAACAAGGCGUGGUGUAAGCUACCUUCUGCUGAGGCUGACUGGGGCUCAAGGAGACAGAAGCUGACAUAGAAAAUUAACAUAUCAGCAUUGAUCUAUAAAUACUUUCUGUGUUAGAAAAUUUAACAGUAAACUAGGUUUUCACAGUGAAAAAUUUUCAUGUAAAAAGGAAUGAAAGAGAGGUGACCCAGUUAGUCACAAUACAGUGAAAGCUGAGCCUAUGUCAAAUGUUGAGGAAAAUACUGAUGCUGCUCCCUCCUCUACAGUGUGGCUAAACUGAGGUGGAGGUAUGGAAACCUACUAGAUAAAGGAGGAAGUACUGAAGGUUUUAAAAUACAAAUGCUAAUUUUAUUCCUCUGGAUCACAUGUUCACCCAUGGAGCAGGGGAAUGUAUCUGGUGACUCCUAGCUGUGAUAAUAUAAGCCUUCAUUUUGGAUUUAGGUGAUCUUAUGAUGGUGUUUAGGUAACCUGUUAUUUAACAAUCAGAUGGGUCCCAGAUUUCCUGUCU
Cyprinodon variegatus (sheepshead minnow) is the source of this 6276-nucleotide messenger RNA. Its product is annotated as copine-8. The transcript has 22 exons. The coding region runs from base 99 to 2000 and encodes 633 amino acids. The record is from RefSeq and is a predicted model, not a curated record. Lineage: Eukaryota; Metazoa; Chordata; Actinopteri; Cyprinodontiformes; Cyprinodontidae. Gene Ontology annotation, cellular component: plasma membrane. Gene Ontology annotation, biological process: cellular response to calcium ion. Gene Ontology annotation, molecular function: calcium-dependent phospholipid binding.